AUGAUCCAGACCUUCAUCCUGGUGCUGCUGUUCUGGGAGCACCGCGGCGACAUCGACACGGAGGGUUGGACGAAGUUCUACGACCCGGACUUCGCCGUGACGCUCGCCGCUGCCUGCUCACAUUCGACGCAGACACGCGCUGUCAAGAAACGCCUCGACCUGGUCGUCUGCCACAGGGAGUGGAGCUGCAGCUACGCUCAGCUGAGCGCCUUCGUGGACUCCUGCGGCGCGCUCCUCGUCGCGCUCAAGACCGGCGCCGUGCGCGAGGACGACCCGCUGGUAAAGGAGGCGCGGACGCUCGAGGCGCUCGGGCUGAUCUCCGUCGAGUUGCUCGACUCGUCCUGGGUCGUCGUCGACGGCGACCUCGUCCUCCUCGUGAACCACAUCCUCUCCCUCUCGCAGGGCCACCAGUGCCGCAUGACGGCCGAGUGCUUCCUCCUCCUCUCACAGUUCUUCGUCCUCGGCGACGGCGACCUGCGCGCGGAUCUACACGCGCAUCACCGGACGAUUCACGCUGUAUGCCUAUUUGGCAAGAUAUCCAUGCGGUACAUGCUCCACCUCGACCAUUUCUUCCAGAGCUACAAGGACGCCGCGCUGGCGGACAUGCUUAUCUUCGUGGAGCUCCUCCGGAAGGCCUCGCGCAUCCCCUCCUCCGUCGUCCUCGCGUACGUCGACGUCGACGACUUCGAGGACUCCUCGCCCUUGGCCGCGGCGCGGUACCUCGUGCGCCCCGGCGGCCCGCCGGUCCCGGAGCACGUCGCGGCCGCGUGCCGCGUCUUGAUCGGCGGAUCGAACAGCGCGGCGAAGCGGGCGGCGAAGCGGGUCCUCGAGUCCGCGGCCGAGGGCGAGGAGUCGCUCGCCGACGCCGCGCGGCGCCUCGCCGACGGCGGCGAGCUCGACGCGUUGGAAACGACGGCGUGCGCCUGGGCCGCGGAGAACCCGCUCGUCGCGAGCGCGGCGCCGUCGACGGCGACGUUCGAGCGCCGGCGCGCGGGCGAGGUCCAGGCCGCCCGCGCGGCCGCGGUCAAGGAGAAGCCGCCCUACCAGACGCAGACACGAAGCGACAGGUUCCAGGCGAGCUUCAAGUGGACGAGCGAUCCCAGGCUGGAGAGCCGCAUGAUCUGCGUCGGCACCUGGGACACGCCCGAGGAGGCCGCCACGGCCGUCCACUGCGCCCUGCUCCGCAUCGAGGAGCCCGACAAGUACGCCAAUCUGCUUAAGCACCCCUGCGUCGCCAAGCUCAACCUCUCCGAGACGACGACGCACUCGGAGAAAGUCCACCGCAUCGUCGACAAGGCCUUCACGAAGCGCCGCAAGGAAGACGCGAAGGCCAUCGCGGCCCUCGCGGCUCAGUCGGCGGGCGCGGCUCCGUCGGCGCAGGACAAGCCGCCGGAGUGCGACAGCAAGCGCAAGUGCCUCAGCCUCAUCCAGAAGUGCGAGCCCGUCUUCAACCGCAAGCGCAAAGGCGACGCGAGCAGCCUGCCGCAGGACUACUGCGUGUUGUGCGCCGCGCGCAACGCGGCGAACAAGUCGGCAAGUACCGCGCGCCGCAACAAGCACAAGGCCCGGGCCUAG
Messenger RNA from Aureococcus anophagefferens, 1575 nucleotides. RefSeq lists its product as hypothetical. NCBI's taxonomy places the organism in Eukaryota, Pelagophyceae, Pelagomonadales, Pelagomonadaceae. The record is from RefSeq and is a predicted model, not a curated record. Bases 1 to 1575 code for a protein of 524 amino acids. The transcript is spliced from 2 exons.